UCUGGAGCACCCACCCAAACAAAAUAGCCCUUCCACAAGGAAGAGACUACAGGACAGUGUUUACAAAAUCCUCAUUAAGGAAGUUGUGAGAUAACACACUCACGCUCAUGUGCAUCACACAAAGUUGAAGGGAAAGCACGCACGCACGCACACACACACACACACACACCAGCAAAGAGACCAUAAGCACCACCAUAUCAUAGAUAAGGGACAGAAAGAAAGAGCUGGGAAGAGAGAGCAGGGUACAGAGAGAGACUGACAGAGGAGAGGACACAACAGAGAUGAGUCGGACAGACAAAGACAAGAAUCGGCCACCCUGCCAGCGGAACUACAGCCCUGUCGCCGAGGACAUCAAAAGGUGUGCAUGAAAAUAAAUGCUGUGAGAACUGGAGGAGAGCAUCAGGAUUACACACACCUUCAGAGAGACUCACAUUCUUCAGUGCAAGGGUCAGAAACUUGUCGCAGCUCCGGCCAGGAUACCAGGACUUUCUUAGGCUACAGAUGAACUGAAUACGACUAAAAUUAAUUUUGGAUUAAGGCGAGCAGAGAUUAUAAUAGUUUUCUGUUACUGUUGCAUGAACUCAUCCACAGAUAACCCCAGGGUGCAUAAAUUACAGUGCUGCUGAUUGUUUCUCCCAUGGCGAGCAUUUGGGCCGCUCAACUGUGGACCAUUUGCAGCUUCAAGACUUUAUUACUACUGUUUUCCACCCUGCUGCUCCGGGGCCCUCUCUGUGGAGAGAGCAGCCCCAUAUCCAGCUCCCAUCAGAGAUAUCGCCCCGCUCCAGGGCUCGGGGACGGUCAUGGAGGGGUGGUGGAUCCUUCAUUCCUGAAUCAGGACACCAACGUGGACAUGCAGAGCCUGGUGGAGAGUCUGAAGGAACAGUUUCUCCGCACUUUCAACCUGUCUGGCUUGGGCCCUCCGCCCAUGGCUCCUGGAAGUACACGAGAGGAGCCGCCUGAAUACAUGAUGGAGCUCUACAACCGCUUUGCUAAUGACCGCACUGCCAUGCCCACCGCUAACAUCAUCCGCAGCUUCAAAAAUGAAGAUUUGUCUCCCAGUGCUGUUGGUGUUGGAGGGGUGAGGCGCCACCCACUCCUCUUCAACGUGUCAGUCCCCCAUCAUGAACGCGUCACAGCGGCUGAGCUUCGCCUCUACACUCUGGUCCAAACUGACCGCCACCUCUACGCUGGUGUCGACCGCAAGGUCACCAUCUAUGAACUGGAAUCACACAAUGAGUACGGCAACAUGAGUGAUGCGAACACAGAGAGAGGAGACGCAUUCAGCAACGCAGAGGAACAGAUAGAGCUGGUGGAACUGGCCUCACGGCAGGUCUACGGCACCGAUAACGGCUGGGAGGCUUUUGACCUCACGGCUGCAGUCCAGCGCUGGCGCAAAUCUGACUCCGGCACGACGCAUCGGUUAGAAGUGCAUAUCGCCAGCAUUGCUAAUGAUAACGGUGUCCCAAGUAUGACAGAAGAUAACAAAGACAGGAUUACACCUGAGGGUGACAUGAAGAUUGACACCAGCCCAGAGGAAAAACACAAACCUCUGCUUAUCGUUUUCUCUGAUGAUCAAAGUAGUGAUCAUCGUGACGACAAGCGAGAGCUGAACGAGAUGAUUGACCAUGAAACCUCUAACAUGGCUGGGGACUUGGGGACUGGCCUGAACGGGCUGUGGGGGGAACUUGGAAGGAACAGGGAGGAGGGAGAUGACGAUGGUGAACCAGAUGAAGAAGACCUUAUCCAAAUGCGCUCCAAUCUGAUCUACGACACAGCAGCCCGGAUUCGUCGCAAUGCCAAAGGAAACCACUGCAAAAAACAAUCCCUCUACGUAGAGUUCAAGGACAUUGGAUGGGACAGUUGGAUCCUGGCCCCCACUGGCUACGAUGCCUUUGAGUGCAGUGGCAUUUGUUCCUUCCCGCUGACGAAGCAUGUCACACCCACGAAGCACGCCAUUGUCCAGACGUUGGUCAACAUCAACAGUCCCCAGAAGGCAGCGCGAGCCUGCUGUGUGCCCACCAAGCUGGACCCAAUCUCCCUGCUGUACCUGGAUGACACAGGAGUGGUCACGUACAAGUACAAGUUUGAAGGCAUGGUGGUGGCUGAGUGCGGCUGCAGAUAGUCCAUAUUUUCAAAGAGUUAACCUCUUGGUAAAGUCUUACAGUCAGAGGAAGGACACAAAACUAAUGAAGCUGAAAAAGGAGAUCAACCAUAAGAGAAGGACAAUUGUUGGAAUCUCUGCAGGCGUUAUUCAGUGAUACUGGAAGUGUGCAUCCGUUAUUCAUGAAACUAUGUGCACUCCAUAUGAAUGAGUGUGGACAAAUAUAUAUUUUGUACCAUAAGACAGAAACAAAUAUUGCAACUUAUACAACACAUGCAGUGAUAGUGCCAGACAGUGGGGAGGCUGUAGAGGUGUGCAGCAGAACUACAGUAACAUCAGUGCGUUGAGAUUUUCCAAAGAGCCAGACCCAUUCUGCAGUCUGCGCGGCCUGGUGGGAACUAGUGGGCCCAGUUGUCUCCCUCCCUCUCCUUUCCCCUGACAUCUGUCUUCCUCUCCACUUAUCUCUGGCCUCCCCGCUGGAUGCAAACACUAAUCAGCACUUCAUGUGCCGUGGCGCAGUGAAAUGACCUCCCUGAGGCAACCUGACAAGACAUGAACUCUCCAGGCCCACCUCCUGCCUCCUGCAGCCCCCUGAUACGUGGGCGCUGUGCAGGGUUCCCAGUGGCGGGGUUAUCUGUCAACCCUGUUUCCCACUUCACAUGCCUCUUUUCCACUCCCCUGAGCUGCAGCGAUAGCGAGGUGUUGGGGGUUGAGAAACAUGAGUGCCACCGCUCAGGCUUGGAGAACUUGAAGCCAUUCUGGGCAACUUUUGUGAGGGGGUAGCGGGACAGGACAAGAGGGGGGCAGGGGUUGUUCACAUUCCUGGGCAACAAACAACCUUAACGGGCUCAACUCACUGACCUAGCACCCUCUGCCCGUGACAUAUGUCCUUGAGUCAUUCAUCACGUUUAUGGUAAAAAUGGUCUUUUUGGAACAUUGACUCUAAGGGGCCACACUGUUGCAUUGCAGAUACCCAAAGAAAAUAUAGUUAUUUUCCUUUGUUUAAAGCCUUUUGAUACCUCUGCUGCUUCCGUCAAAUAAAAGACUAUUUAUUGUUCUAAUUUAUUGAUUUUUACAACAGAGUAGAUAACUAUAUAUGUACAUUUUUAAGUUAGUCUAGACCAGGUCUUGUAACCGUGACAAAGCAUUUGCAGCACAAAAUGAAUUUUGUUGGGAAGAGAAAUGGUAACAUUUUCUAAAACAAUAAAGAACAAUUCCUUCAUAAA
This is a messenger RNA of Mugil cephalus (flathead mullet), 3327 nucleotides long. RefSeq names its product bone morphogenetic protein 10 (gene bmp10). Lineage: Eukaryota; Metazoa; Chordata; Actinopteri; Mugiliformes; Mugilidae. Bases 638 to 2122 code for a protein of 494 amino acids. Gene Ontology annotation, biological process: SMAD protein signal transduction; BMP signaling pathway. The transcript has 2 exons. The record is from RefSeq and is a predicted model, not a curated record. Gene Ontology annotation, molecular function: cytokine activity; growth factor activity. Gene Ontology annotation, cellular component: extracellular region.